GGCCGCUUAGCAACGGUCCAGAAGGCCAAGGGAAGCCGUCCAGAGUGGGAGACGCGUGAGGAGCCAACCUGCAGAAAAUUAUUGCGUCCCGAAACUCGCUCUAUCAAAGAUGGCGAAAAUCAUUGAAUGCGUACCUAAUUUCUCCGAAGGGCGAGAUAAGUCUGUGAUCGACGCCAUCGCCGAGGCCGUGCGCGUGACCCCCGGGGUGACUCUCCUGGACGUGGACCCCGGCCACUCCACCAACAGGACCGUAUACACCUUCGUCGGAGACCCGGAGAGCGUGGUCCAGGCCGCCCUCAACGCUGCCAAGGUCGCCUUCAAGUUAAUCGACAUGACCAAGCAUAAAGGUGAGCAUCCGCGAAUGGGAGCGCUGGAUGUGUGUCCGUUCAUCCCAGUUCGGGGCGUGAGCGCGGAGGAGUGCGUGGGCGUCGCUAAGGUGUUCGGACAGCGUCUAGCGGAGGAGAUGGGCGUUCCCGUAUUCCUCUACGGCGCCGCCUCCACUAGAGACUACCGGAAGACGAUGCCGCAGAUCCGCGCCGGGGAAUACGAAGGCCUGAAGGAAAAAUUAAAAAAGGAAGAGUGGGGUCCUGAUUACGGAACGCGUGAUUUCGUUCCCAGUUGGGGCGCUACCGUGACUGGCGUCAGGAAGUUCCUUAUCGCUUACAACGUCAACAUGAUCGCCACCAAAGAGCAGGCACACCGGAUUGCCCUGAACCUCCGAGAGCAAGGCCGCAGUCCCGACCAGCCAGGACGUCUGAAGUGCUGCCAGGCCAUCGGGUGGUACUUGCAGGAGCAGAACAUCGCGCAGAUUAGCAUAAAUCUCACGGACUUCGAAGUCACGCCUGUGCACAUUGCGUAUGAAGAGGCCAAGAAGGACGCGGAGGACCUGAACCUCGCCGUCACGGGCUCGGAGAUCGUGGGCCUGGUUCCUCUGGAGGCGAUCCUGCAGGCUGCGGAAUACUACAUCGAAAAGGAGAAGCUGCUUAUCCUCGAGGAAGAACAGAAGGUCCACCUCGCCAUCAACCGCCUCGGCUUGACUACUAUAUCCUCCUUCAAUCCAAAGGAGAGGAUAAUUGAGUACUGCCUCGAGAAUCAAAACUCGAAUGCUCUGGCCAACAACACAGUGUCUCAGUUCAUCAGAAGUGUGGCAGCGCGCACGCCUGCACCAGGAGGCGGCUCCGUGGCCGCUACAGUCGCUGCCUUGGGUUCAGCACUAGGCGCCAUGGUGGGCCAGAUGACGUACGGCAAGCGGCAGUGGGAGGCCCUGGACAGCACCAUGAGGCGCCUCCUCCCGCCCCUCCACAACACGGCCGUCGACCUCAUACCCGCCAUCGACGCCGAUACCGCCGCCUUCAACGACUAUAUGGCCGCCCUUAAGUUGCCGCAGAAGACGGAGGCGGAGAAGGUGAAGCGGGAGGCGGCGGUGAAGGCGGCGACGGAGGCGACCAUCCGCGUGCCACUCUCCCUCAUGAGCGCGAUCAACGGCACUUGGGACGCCCUUGCGGAGAUGGCGGGGGUCGGAAACAUCAACUGCAGAUCCGACCUUCAGGUGGGUGCUCGGUGCCUAGAAGCUGGAUCCUGGGGCGCCUAUUAUAACGUGCUCAUCAACCUGGACAAUAUCACAGACCCAGCCACCAAAUCCAGCUACAUGGCCGAAGCGGACACCCUCCUACAACGAGCCAAGCAAGGGUGCAGUGCCGUGCUUCUGGCGGUGGAGAGGAGGCAGACGUAAACAAUGGGGAAGGGAGAAUAUCUCUAAAGGUUGAGGAGGAUUUGAGGCAUUUUAGCUCAAAUUUCAUCAUUUACUCUAUUCAAUUUGGAGGACGUAAAAUUAUAUAUGAACUAUUCCUGAAAGAUUCUUCCGUAAAUGAAAUUAAUUACUAACUUAAGUCGAUGUAUGAAUUAUGCUUUGUACGUGAGCUAAUCUUAAUAUUACAGAUUGUUAUCAAUGUUGCUCUCAAAUCCGUACCACGAAAUCACGUUGCUCAAUAAUCUGUUGCUCAAUGACAGGCAUGGGAAAUAUAUAGCCCUACAAUGAGAAAUAAAUGUUGAAUUCUGGUGGUAAUAAUCUGUUAUUUUCUUUCUGUACGUGUUAAAAUAUAUAAUGUGGAUAACCCUAAUUUAAUGAAAUCAAAGUUGAUUGCAUCCCUCAAACAUCAUAACAGUCUAAUCCUUAGCGAUAAAUAUAAAACUAACAAGUUUUCAUUCCUGACACUUUUAAGGUUCGUGUACAAAUAACCAUUCUUAAGCUUCAAAUUUAGUCAGCUACUCAGUGUGUACCCUUCUCACACGGAAAUAUACAUAUCUAUCUAAUCAUCUUUACCGAUUUAAUGAUCUAUUUACCUAACUAUCUAAUUAUCUAUUUACCUAAUUAUCUAAUUAUCUAUUUACCUAUGUAAUCAUAUAUUUCCCUAUCUAAUUAUCUAUUUCCCUAAUUAUGUAAUCACCUUUUCACCUAACUAUUUACCUAUCUAUUUCCCUAUCUAAUCAUCUGUUUAUCUAUCAAAUUAUCCCUACAUCUAUUUAAUUGUCUGUUAAACUCUCGACCUACCUGUCUCUAUUUAUCUAUAAGUAUAUACAUAUAGUAUAUAAAAUAGCUGUAUCUAAAUUAGUUCCGUUUUGAUGAAGCUAGCCCUCUUAAGCUUCACUGAUUAUCUGCUUCCUCUUCCUUACUAUCUUUUCAUCACGUAUUUCUCCAUGGAUGCUCCCUUAGUUCAAGGUUUCUGUGGGAGCUUCUUUCUCUUAUGUCUCUGCGAACUCCGAGAAUUCUUCUAACCUACUUCGUCACUUUCGUUUCUCGUGCCAGGACUGCCUCGAGCUCUGUAGUUCCUUUGUUUGAUUCACUGGUCUUGUAUUUUGUUGUUUCUUUUGGCAAUACAUGUAAAAUAUCUCAAAUGCAAAUAUCCAUCUUUAAAUGAGAAAUGUUUGUCGUAAAUGACUGAAGAAAUCACUUGGCAUUAUAUUCAUAAGUGAAAACUGAAAUGAUAUCGUAUGGUAUGUGGCAUGACUGAUAUUCAUUUAAUGCUGGAUAUAAACACAAACAUGAAAAUAAUCUAUCAAAGAGUCUGGAAUCAA
Messenger RNA from Penaeus chinensis, 3075 nucleotides. Its product is annotated as formimidoyltransferase-cyclodeaminase-like. The record is from RefSeq and is a predicted model, not a curated record. Gene Ontology annotation, molecular function: folic acid binding; transferase activity. Lineage: Eukaryota; Metazoa; Arthropoda; Malacostraca; Decapoda; Penaeidae. The transcript is spliced from 10 exons. The coding region runs from base 110 to 1732 and encodes 540 amino acids.